AAGUGUAUCAGUGCAGUGUGAUCAGUGAAAAAAAACAUGGACACCCGCGGUCCAAAGUGUGAUUAUCAGUCGCGAGUGCAGUGCAAGUGAAAUAAGUGAUCACCGAUGGCAGCGAUCACCCCCACAUGUGUAUUCUACUGGAGACAGCAAAAGCAUCAAUGAUGCAGUAAUUUCACAAGUUGAAAUCAGUUGUGAUGUCUACAACAGAAAAAUUCCUUUUCUAUCAAGACAUGGACGAGGGAUUUUUCCAAGUUCCCCUCGGUUGGUUCCACCCUGCGUGCCGUUCUCCACCUCGAAUUCAGUGCCCGCGUACCUGUGCCAUGACAAUCGUUUCACCGAUGAGCGGGAGCGGACGCUGAUAUGGGCCAAUGUUGUAUUCUCGUUUGACAGCAUCGUAUGCCGCACUCACGGAAAAAAAAGGAGACAAGAGCCCAUGCGAGAAUAAGUGGUCCUACGGACGAGAGUUUAAGCAUGCGACUGGCAUCGUCGCCUGGGGUGGGCACAGCCAAACUUGGACACCAGAGAAAGAUGAUUCGGAUGACCAACGACGGAUAUAACACUUGUUCCAGCCAAUAAGGACGUGACAGCAGGGAUAUCGGUGACCAAUAUGGGGACUGAUUUACCGACGGAGCUGGGGGGAGCUGCUCGGGGUUGGCCUCCGUCCCACGGGUGGCGCCACCGACACUGCUGUGUACAUUCAGUGGUUGUGUACUAAACAUCGCUCCGCAACGACGAAACGAGUUUUCCACAGUUUUAUCAGUGAUUAUAACAGUGAUUGAGUGAAUUUCGGAGGAAAUAGACACAUCGAGCUGUUUCGCACGUAAACACAAGGGGGUUGAAUGACACGACGCUGCCCAGGAAACGAUUUUUCGUCGCUAAACCGAUGACAGAGGGACCUCUUUGAUGUUGUGGGUGGAAUGGAGGUUUUGUGAUGGGUUUUGGUGAAGACAAUGGUCAAGGACCCGCGGCAUGUGGCACAACGGUGAGCUGGAUCUCAUAAGAUUAACAAAUUGCGGUGGUGAAUAACAAGUGAUUGGAUAUCGUGUGAGAGAACUGAGUAAGAAAGACUAAAUAAAUUUUUCAUCUUGGGGUGUUAUUAAAAAGCCGCAAAAACGGAGGAAUCAGAGGAAUUCAAGAUGACGCAGCAGAGCGGUGCCGGUUCACCCCAGCAGUUCUGUUUGCGAUGGAAUAAUUAUCAGACAAAUUUAACCAAUGUCUUCGAUCAAUUGCUCCAGAGUGAGUCAUUCGUUGAUGUGACCCUCGCUUGCGACGGCCACUCGGUGAAAGCACACAAGAUGGUAUUGUCAGCGUGUUCACCGUACUUUCAGGCCCUGUUCUUUGAAAAUCCAUGCACUCAUCCUAUUGUCAUAAUGAAGGACAUUAAGUGGCCCGAAUUGAAAGCAGCUGUUGAAUUCAUGUACAAGGGUGAGAUAAAUGUAUCCCAAGAGCAGAUUGGUCCUUUAUUGAAAGUCGCGGAAUGCUUGAAAAUUCGGGGACUAGCGGAUGUCAAUAGUGAACAGGAGCUUGUCACACGGCCAAGUAUGCUUGACAACAUAGCAUCAUUGGCAAGUGGAUCACAAAAUCGUAAGAAACGUCGUAGAGUGUCUGGUGAUCGUUCACCAAGUGUCAAUAGUCCUGAUCAAAAUUCCUGCAUAAUUGAUGAUCAAGAAGUCAUUGGAUUGCCAGAUGUACACAAUCUCGUUGCAUCAUCAACACCAAGAUCCAUUGGUUCACCAUCAUCAGCCCCAAGUAUCUCAGUAACACCGCAAAUUAAUCUUCAGGAGCUUCCUGUCUCAUUGCCAUUACCACCACCACCAACAUCAAGCCAGAGCGCUCAUUCUGUUGGACACCACGUGACUAGCCACGUGACAUCUGGUGGUCAUCCUAGUGUCAAUCAUCUUGGACAGCAUGUACAGGGAUUGACGGUGCAGCAGCACCAGGCACAGGCACAACAAGCUGCUGUUGCAGCACAACAUCAGGCCCAACAGGCACAACAGCAGGCUGCUGCAGCACAACAUCAUCAACAGGCGGUUGGCAAUCAAUCGACGCCGGUCGAUGAUUUGGAGAUUAAGCCGGGGAUUGCUGAGAUGAUUCGGGAGGAGGAAAGGGCCAAGUUAUUGGAGUCUUCCCAUGCUUGGCUCGGUGCCUCCACCUCCAAUAUAUCAGCAGACAGCUACCAGUAUCAGCUACAGUCGCUCUGGCAAAAAUGCUGGAAUACGAAUUCCGGACUUGUUCAUAAUCUACGCUUUCGGGAACGUGGGCCCUUGAAAUCUUGGAGGCCUGAGACCAUGGCUGAGGCGAUCUUCAGUGUUUUGAAGGAGGGACUUUCAUUGAGUCAAGCAGCCAGAAAAUACGAUAUUCCAUACCCAACAUUUGUCUUGUACGCGAAUCGCGUGCACAACAUGCUAGGACCGAGCUCCGAUGGCGGGGCCGGUGAGUAUCUACGGCCAAAGGGACGAGGAAGACCCCAGAGGAUUCUCCUGGGUGUGUGGCCGGACGAGCACAUCCGCGGUGUUAUCAGGGCCGUUGUAUUCCGUGACGGCUCCAUCGUCAAGGACGAGCCAAAUCCAAUGUAUCCAAGCCUAGCGAAUUACGCGUGCAAUGGGCCAGAGGGGGCGGUGAGCCCUGGUGCUGCUGCGGCUGCUGCGGUUGCCGCGGUCGCCCAAGGUCUGCGGCACCAAAUGUGCAGCAUGGUAGCAGCAGCACAAUCCCACCAGCACGACAUGAUAGCCACAAAUCUCUCCACAAACUUCCAAACAGCUGUUCAAGUCAGCCAGCAUCAUCUGAACAACAACAGUGGUUCGAGUAACAACAACAAUAAUACAAACAGCAACAACCGUAAUUCCCCGUUAAUCCUGGGGCUGCCGAGUCCUGGCUCGGGUGGUCCACCAGAGAGUCCCAUGGAGGGCAGUCCACUCGCCAGCCCCCUCGCACCACUGAUGGAUCCAGCCCACAUCCCCAGCAGCGUUGAAGUGGGCAUUGGGGUCAGUGGCAUGACAUACAAGCCCCAGCGCAGCUACGUCAGCCCCAGACCGGAGAAUAUAUUCCAGGAGGAUAUCUCAGACCUCGUGAAGAGUUCCCACGGGCACAAGGACAAGGACAAAGUGCCAGUUAAACUCGAGCCCUUGACUGAUUCCAGGAGUGAGCAGUAAUUCUUCUUUUUUUCCAUUCAACAAUCGAAGAAAAAUUCACAUUUUGGUUCUCACGGAAAAUUUUAUGAGGCUCAAUCUCAAUUGUUACAUUUCUCUCCUGCAAGGGAACGAAGUAUUUGUAAUUAAGGGAAUGGGUGAGGGAGCAUGUAAUUGUUGAGAGUCCUAAAAUUAUUUCGAGAGUGGGAUAACACGGGAGAACACGAAAAAAUCAAAAGAAUAUUACGAGCACUGUAAAGAGUUAUUUGUCUCGUAGCCCUCGAGUGUUUGAGUCACAUUAAUGUGACACUGAAUGGAGUACUUGGGGAUUAAGUUAUAAAUGAGAUAGUGGAACAAAAUAUAAUGGGUAACGUGAAGUAGAGUGGAGAUGUGGUCUUAGGAUUAUAAAAUUUUAGUCGUCGAUUACCGAAUUUUGCGCCAAAAUUAUCCCGAAUGAAAAUACACAACAUAAUAUCGAUUAGUUCUUCGUCAGUAAGAUGGGGAAAAUUUUUGUGGAAAUCGUACUCAAGAUAAUUUAUAUGUACGCAAUACGGAUUAUAUGUUAAUGCCAAAUGUAUAAUAGUUUGAUGAGGAUCGGUUGCAUGCUAUAGGGAAAUUUUCCUUGGUUUUUUAUGUGAAAAUCAUUUGAUGGUCACUUUAAUUUUUCGGCUGAACACACGUCGAAAUAAUUUUUCGAAUUAACGAUGGAAAAAUAAAAUGCAAAUUUUUAGUUCUUUGCAUUAAAAUGACGGUGCAGUUAUUGUCAUUUUCUAGUCAAUCGAACGUCCACGCAUAUUUAUUGUGAUUAUUUUUUUUUCACAUUUCGACAAGUGUUGAGCCUGCGAACACCAACAGGAGAUACUUCAACUUUUCGGAUUUUCUCUCGAACAAUAAAUGUGGCCAUUUUUUAAAUGACACUACUUAAAAUGAUAGAAGAAAUGUACAAAAUUGGUCACUUGUCUUCAUCUUAUCGGGGGAUGAAGUCAAAAAAGAGGAAAGCAUUAAAAAUUUAAUGAAGAUGAAGACUUCGUGGUGGGAAUACGUGAAAUUAUAUUGAAAGGUGCAACAACUCGACAAGUUUUUGAAAAAAAGAGUCGAAUUAUUUAAGUAAUGAUUGCCUUCCUGCCAUAUUUGGGGUAUGCCAAGUAUAAAAAUUAUAAGAUUUAGGUAUUUAAAAAAAGGGAAAAAAAUGUUUAUGGAAAAAAAAUUUGAAAGAAAGAACGUAGACUGGAUCUUUGAGGAAAUUGGAGAGUAUUCGAUUCAUCCGAGUGUGCGAGUGAAUGCUGAAAAUAAAGGUGAGAAUUUCUGACUGUUGUGAUGGAUGAGAGCUUGCCUUUCUUCGUUUAUUCGAGAGAUCGUGCUAUUUUUCAAAAUUGUAAAGAAAAAAAAGAUAAAUUUUGCCGUGCGUUAUUUCGGCCAAUGGGACCCUGGGAUUCUCGAUUCAGAAAAAAACCCCAUCCCCUUGGGAAUUUCUCUAGUGUAAAAAUAAAAAAAAACAAUUCGAAGUGGCCUUCGUAAAAAAGAAAAACAAAUCUCCAUGAGAAUCUUGUUUUUUGGCUUUCUUUCCAAUGUUGUAGAUUUUUUUGUCCAGGAAUUGAUAAAAGAAAGUUCUCGCGCGUCUCGGUCGUUUUUUAACGUUUUCUUGAUAAAUACUGGCGUCGAAAUUAGUUCAGUACUAUUAUUAUCUCAUCCAAUAUCAUCAAUAGUAUUUUCUCUGUAGAAUUCACUCAUCAAUUGUUUUAGUCAACUUUUCCUUCAAAUCUCAGCAAUAAAAAACCUUCUCAGCGUUAUUUUUUUCAAUUUCCUUUAAGCAUCUCAAGUUGUUUUGCAAUAACUGAACUAAUUUGACGCUGAGACAAGUGAUAACGAGUCAAAUUCGUUCUAAUUAGCACGACGGUGAUUAAUAUUAAAAAAUGAUAUUCUUGAUACAAACAUUUUUGUGCGAAAAUUACAAAAAAGAAAAGAGUAAAAAUUACUAUAAAAAAAUGAACGAUCAAUGAGGAAAUUUUGCGUUACCAUCUAAAUAAGAAAACGUAAUAAAAAAUCCCACGGGCCGUUCGUCGUCCUGUUGAUAUCGUAUACGUAUUAAAAAAUAAUUCCUGAACUUUCUUAUUUCCGACGAGUCGCUUUAAAAAUUCCUGAAGCGGAGAAAAUGGAUACGGUUUUUACAAUCUAGGCUUAAAUGUGUUCAGAGUGAACUUUCAGAUGAACCGAAAAGAACAAACAAAUUUUAAACUAACACGACAAAAAUCGCGAGACCGAGAGCAAGCGAGUGUGCGAAAGUUUUUGAAAGAUUGAGACGUGAGAAAAAUAAAAUUAAAUAUUGUAUAAAAAAAAAGUAGUAAGUGCCUUCCAAAAGAAAAAAAAAUUGUUUAAAGAGUCCCGUAGAUCGUGACCAGUUGUAAGUGAAGAGAAAAGAAAUUCAAAAUUUCGUGGUUUAAAAAUCUCAAAGUAACACUUUCAGGAAUUAAAAGAAAAAAGAAAUUGGUAACUGCAAUGUGUCGAUGAAGAAAAAAAAUACUAAAAAUAACCAGCGUGUUUGUGAAUUGAGUGUAUGGUAUUAAAAAUGAAAAAAAAGCUGAUGAGAAAAGUCGCCUGUCGUGCAAACGCCGGGAACACCUCAAAUGCCUGCCCGUUAGCAUUUGCACGUCACGCGUUUUUAUAAAAACUCCGAAGAAACAAUAAUUAAAUUCCGUUUGGAUCGAUCCACCACCGGUAAUACCCUGAAUGGCAUGUCUGUAGGAAGUUGAACUUGUUUUUUUUUCCUCCAUUUAUCGAAACGAUAUGAGAAUGAGAAUUUUUAAAAAUAAAUAAAUGAAAACGUGAGAAUAAAUUUAGAAAAGACGGUGAAAGAAAAAUCCUUCGUUUCCACAUUUUGAUAUAUCCGUGAAGAAGAAAGAAAUAAACAAAAAAAAAUACAUAAAUACCUAUAUUACAUACUUAACGUGUAAGUGAAGAAAAAGAAAAAAAACACAAAAAGUAUCUAGUACGCUAAUAUUGAUAUAGUGAACAUGAAAUGAUUAUAUAAAGGAUAUAAAUAUUUAUUAUAUAUAAAUUGAUAUAUGUAUAUCGAUACGGUUGCUGCUGGGGUGCAUUUACCAAAAAAAUCACAAGAAAGAAAAAUUACGAGAACAAUUAAGUAAAUUUACCUUUGAUUUACAAGACGAUCCUCUAGACUAGCUAACGGAAAUCACGGGGUCUUGGUGGUAGGACGCAAUCAAUAGGAAUUUCGCGAAAGAUAUAAAUUCAGAUGCAGGAUUUCACGAGCAGGUUUUUGGAGAACGCCCAUUCGUUUGAAUAGAAGACAAAGAAAUUAUUAUUGAAAUGAGACCCGAUAUCAAAGCUAAUUAAUUAUACAAUCAUCACUUCACACCGCAAUAACUAGAAUCAUACUAAACAAUCCUUCAUUUCUCAGAAAUGAUAAAGCAAUGAACGAGUGUAAAGACAAUUGACACAAAGAGCGACAGAAUUCCCAUUCAAUUAUCGAUUGAAAUUCGAUGAAGAACGAAAAAAAAAAUGAAUUGUACAUGACAGGCGAUGACGAUGAAGGACAGAGUCUACAGAAUAAACCGAACAAACUGCAACUGCUUCUUUUGCCCCGCUACAAUAAAAACUACAGUUGAGAGGUAGUGAAUAAAAAUAGUUGAAUUCCUAGGUGACCAGGGAAAACUCGUUAGUGAUUUUUCAAGUUAGAGUUCACAUUAUUUGGUCUCAAUUCAUGAUAGCACCCGAUGCAAUAGAACAGUAUAACAAGCUACAUCCAACAAUCCUCACAGUAAAUAAAUGAAAACAAAUCCGGAGUAACAAAUGAGGAUAUUCACGCGCAAAAGAGCAUAGGUAAUAACAAAAAAAAGUUGAUAAAACGCCAAGCAAGUGUUUUGUGCAAGAGUUGUAAAUAUGAAAGAUGCAGCAUCGCACGGCAGGUUCAAUAAAUGUAUUAUUGUAUUCAAUUGAAUUGUAUUUAUAAUUACUUAUGAUUUAUCCCGAAGCAUUUGAAAAAAAUGUGCUUCGACGUUUGAAUUUAUUAUCCGUUAAUUUCAAUUACCCCCGUGGGCCAAGUGUAUUUAUCCGACAUUUAAUUUUCGAUUUAUGUUUACGAAAAUAGUUGAAUAUAGCGGUGUAAUAGUCGAAUAGUGAUAGUGGAAUUAUCGUGAAAAAUAAUCGGUCGAUGGCUCGGGGAAAAUCAUCAAUAACUGUAUAGAUCAUUCUUUAAUUUAUUCCGUUGAAUGUAUGUCCCUGCACUGAGAGCUUAUGAUCAUAUCGAGUGCAAUUAUAUUAAACAGUGGUAAUGGGAAGAUGAAUCCCUCGACUGUGAGUUAAUUAAGCUCUCGGCGUAAUCAAAAGAGUAACGAUAGUUUAAAUGUUUUAAUUUUAUAUUGCAACAUAUCUCGUGUUGCGAACUCGAGAAUAUUCCGUUUUACGAUAGAUAGACGAAUUUGUUAUUUAAAUUUCUAUUUUAUCGAUUUAAUUGUCCCCGACUGGACAUUUUAUAGGGAUAAUUAUUCGAUAUUUUUUUAAUACUAAAUAAGUAUGAUAGUGUACUUUCAGUUUCUGCGAAGCGAAGCGAAGACCCGAACAAUUGCAUGAUGAAAAAAAAACAUAAGGUCAUGGUAAAUGAAAAUUCACUGUUGAAUGAGAGAUGAAAACUCCCCCGUCCCCCCUUCCCAUCCCACCACCCCCGCCCCUCCAAAAAAAAUGCUGUUGAACUUUUAUUUAUUAUCCGAAGUGAAGAAAAAUGUAGAUGUUAAGAAUGACGUUCUACCGAAAUAUGCUAGACUUAUAAAUACACCCUUAUAUAUAAUGAAUUAAGCGUACAUUACCUACCUACCUUAAUCCGUCGUUGACUACGGAUGAGGAUGAAAUAAAAGAAAAAUAUGGAAACAAAAACAGAAAAAAAUCACGCAAUCAUACAUUUAAGUUGCUACUUGGCACGUAUACCUAAGUAAUAUUACUAACAUAAACAGUAUGCAAUAAUAAUAAAUAUGAGGAGAAAAAAAAUAUAAUUGAAAUAUGAAUUUGUUAUUUCAUUACCUUGACUCCCUGGCUGCAAUCUUCCGCCUUUCCUCCAUUAUUUGCAAUAAUUCCACUCAUAAAGUAUUUAAUCGACACUCACUCCUGACUGUUAUUUGUUACAAUUUACUGACUUCAUUCGAAAAUAUAAGAAAUUGAAUUGAUCAGAACUUUACAAUUUUUUUAUUCGCCACUCAAUAUACAAAUUGAAAUAUCUUCAUUCUAUUGUUAUAGAGAAGAAUACAAUGAAAUAAUUGCCAAACUAAACAGAAUAUGAAAUUUACAAUUUCUGAACUGAUAUCGGUAUAAAUAUAAAUAAUUAUUAGAAAAAAUAGUCCGAUAUUUGAAAUGUAAAAUGGUCAAUGGCAAAUCGUAUGCUCGUUUCCCGAAAUACAAUCCGCAAAUGCUUUUAUUCUAUUUUUACAACAAAAAAAUGCAAAAAACA
Messenger RNA from Diachasmimorpha longicaudata, 8583 nucleotides. RefSeq names its product protein bric-a-brac 2-like. Gene Ontology annotation, cellular component: nucleus. The transcript is spliced from 13 exons. Gene Ontology annotation, molecular function: protein binding; DNA binding. Bases 1137 to 3152 code for a protein of 671 amino acids. The record is from RefSeq and is a predicted model, not a curated record. Gene Ontology annotation, biological process: regulation of transcription by RNA polymerase II. Lineage: Eukaryota; Metazoa; Arthropoda; Insecta; Hymenoptera; Braconidae.